UUCACCAAUGCUGCAUCUCUGUCAUCUCUCCCUGCUUUUUACAUUCACACUGUUGUUUUCUGUGAGACACCGAAAGCCCGUCUCAAUUUCCAGGCUUCUUCAUUUCCAUUUUUAGGUCUCAGUGCUUGACAGCAAGGUCUCGGGAACCAUCAUGGCUUCUCCAGCUUCUGAUGGACAUAUCCAAGAAAAAGGACUUAGCACCUGAGUCGUGUGCUGUCUUAAUACAUCAUGGGGUUAGAUGUACGACUUGAAGUCAGGAUGUCUUUGAAAAGUGGGCAUCUCCUCACACUCUUCUUCUUUAUACUGUCCGUCACAGGAAUUCAAGACAGAAGAAGGCUAAACCCAUUAGAGACUCUUGAUGCUAGCAGCUUAAACCAAAACGCACCAAAGCAGAAUUCAGGGGUCAGAACUAUAUUUGAAAUGGAAAAGCAUCGCGUCAGGAGGUCAGAUUUCUUCCACUCGGAGGUGAAAGUAUGUCCACAGGAGACAAUGAGAGAGGUCAUAGCCAGCCAUCGAACCUUCUACACACUGAGAGUUUGCCAGGAGGCUGUAUGGGAGGCUUUUCGGAUCUUUUUGGACAGAAUUCCCAGCAACUUGGAGUACCAGACAUGGGUCCACACAUGCCAGCACAACUCCCUGUGCAUCUCAGAUCUCGCCAUGAAUUUCAGCCAUUCGCAGGAACACGUAGACAUGGUCUACAUGAGGUUGAAUAAGAAUAGCGAGACAUUAGAACGAAAUGCAAGUGAAGAGCCAGCAACCAUUGAAACACAAGAAACGGAAGGUUCAGAGGAAGUCCUGACUGAAGCAGCAGUACAUGAAUUUGUUCCCACAGCUGAAUCUACAACUAUCCACACUACAAGAGACACCUCUACUGCCUCACAGGAGUUGGAUCUUCACAAUGUGGUUCCAGAGCAGCUAGUACAUCAUGUCAUAGAGUUCAGCGUUACACUGUUGGAUCACGGGUAUCAAGAGAUAGUGAGAGUUGGCGAUUCACCUCAGUACCAUGACCUGUCACAGCAUCUUCAAGAUCAGAUGCAACAUGUUUUCAAAGACCUUCCUGGAUUUAUGGAUGUCCACUUGUUAAGAAUUAGCGAGGCGGAAAAGCCUGAAGGGGCUGGAGGAAUAUCAGCAGUCUACUCGGCAGUUUUUGAGACUAUUGUACCAACCGUUGCUCAUGAAAGUCUUGGCACGGUUGUUUCAUCUACAGGACCAAGUUUGAAGGACAUGAUAGUUAAAGCACUGAGCAAAAAGACCUCUCUUCUUGAUCUUAAUUCACUGACAUUUGAGACAGGCAAAGACCAACCCUCAACCAGAACGCCUGUCACUGAGGUUUCUGAAGACAUAAUAACUGAGUCCUCUGAUCGAGAUUCAUAUGGUGACCUCAGUUUUCCAACAAAAGAAACCUUGGUUGAAGUUCCUCUUUCCUCAGAUGGCGAUGAGAAUGUUUUGGAGACCAUUUUACACACAACUGUAGACACAGACAGCACCACAACAACAAAAUCAACAGUUGAACCUGAGCAUGAGGCAGUCAUUAUUCACCAGCUUGAAACUAUUAAAGGGGAAACUGGUGAGCUCAUAAAGGAAACUUUUCAAGUUCCACCAGUAGAGGAAGCUCCUGCUGAUGAUGACACCAAACCAGUUGUUAUUGUUGAUGAAGACAACAAUCUAGCUCCAACAUCUUCAGCUGCUAUCUCAGCAUUACCCUCGAGUGGACAACAGUCUAGAACUACAGAGAAACCUACACCUGAGAGUGACUUUAGUCUAAACACAAUACCAGAAGAUGACAUCAUGUUUAACCCAGUAACCACCACACCCAAUUUGUUCACAACCGCUACAACUGUAAGUCUUAGGUCUGAACAACCAAAGUUGGCUGUCACGACCGACUUCACCAUCACCCUACAACCUUCAACUGAACCAAUUGAUCCAAUAACUGAAGUUACAGAUUCUAAUGAAAUUCCAGAGGUGCCUCACACAGUAAUUGUACUAAAGGAGGAAGAUACCAAAAUGGUGAUGGCUGAACCAGUGGAAGAAUCUAAGUCUGAAGUUGAUUUACCCGAGGUAAAGGUUGUGACAACAGAAACUGUGAAAGUAAUUGAAGAUACUGUUGUUUUAGAAGAUCAGGUAUUCCGACCUGAAGUGACUAUGAUAACAGAAUCUCACACAGAGUAUAGCACAUUAGUACCUGUGAUAACGACUGUGGCACCAGAACCAGAAGAAGAUUGGAUUGGAAAAACAACUAAACAGGAUGAAGUAGCAGAACGAGAGGGAAACGUUUUAGAGGAAGAAACAGAGGUCCUUAUAAAAUCAAAAGAUGUUGAAGAACAUAAAACUGAUGAGGAGAUUAAUGUGAGAGAAGAGGAGGAUGUUCAGGUAACUAGGAACCCAGGAACUGAGGCAGUACAACCCAAAGAGGAACCUCGUUUAACAGAACUUGAAGAAGAGGGUGAGGUGGUGGAAGAAGAGGGUGAGGUGGUGGAAGAAGCAGGUGAGGUGGUGGAAGACAAGGGUGAGGUGGUGAAAGAAGCGGGCGAGGUGGUGGAAGAAGCGGGUGAGGUGGUGGAAGACAAGGGUGAGGUGGUGAAAGAAGCGGGCGAGGUGGUGGAAGAAGCGGGCGAGGUGGUGAAAGAAGCGGGCGAGGUGGUGGAAGAAGCGGGCGAGGUGGUGGAAGACAAGGGUGAGGUGGUGAAAGAAGUGGGCGAGGUGGUGGAAGAAGCGGGCGAGGUGGUGGAAGACAAGGGUGAGGUGGUGAAAGAAGCGGGCGAGGUGGUGGAAGAAGCGGGCGAGGUGGUGGAAGAAGCGGGUGAGGUGGUGAAAGAAGCGGGCGAGGUGGUGGAAGAAGCGGGCGAGGUGGUGGAAGAAGCGGGCGAGGUGGUGGAAGAAGAGGGUGAGGUGGUGGAAGAAGAGGGUGAGGUGGUGGAAGAAGCGGGUGAGGUGGUGGAAGAAGCAGGUGAGGUGGUGGAAGAAGAGGGUGAGGUGGUGGAACCCGAGAGAGAAGCUGAUGAAUCAAAGGCUUCUGAUGUGGUGGAAUAUGAGGAAGGCAUCAAAACCGAAGAGCCUGAUGUGGAUGUGGCAAGUGAAGUCCCCAAACCCACUGAAGGUUCAACAGAACCUCCUGCACAGAUGAUUAAGAUUAUACCCAAAGAGAUUUCUGUGACGGAAAUUUACUUUAAGAACACUGACUAUUACCAACCUGUAAGUGAUAAUUUGCCCUUUGUGCCAGUUGACAGUGUUCAACCAGAAAUGGACAUUGGUAAGCCUGAAUAUGUGGAAGACUUUGGGCUUGAGGAUCCAAACUCCAAAACUGAGGUUAUUGAGGGAGUUCUUGAGAUACCAGAUAUGGUUAUAGAGGACACCACCACACAACCAGAAGUGGCUGAUGUUCACCCUACUGUAUCAACUGCCUCAGAAUCUCUAUCUGAAAUGGUCACAGAAUCAGCUUCGAAGAAAGAUGAGGACCAUCUACCAUCUGUUGUUGGCGAUACUGAGGAGCCACAGCUCACGGAUAUAGAGGAAGACACUAAGACAGAGGUUGUCCUUAUAGAACAAGAGGAAGAAAAUGCAUCACUGCCCAUUGAUAUACUUGCAACUGAUACACCUUGGACAACUGCACCUGCAGGCCAUGAUCUUUUUGAAGUAGUCCUAACGGAUGUAUCGAUCGUUACUCCGACAUCUUUGGAACAGGAUUAUGAUUCGCCAACUGAAAAUGGACAAUCAACUGUUGUCCAGGACGUUGACGUUAUAUCCAAAAAUGACGAAACUGAGGACCCAUUUAGUAAUUUAAAAGACCUAGCCACAGAGUUAGACCAAAUAGAUGUAGUAAGUACUGAGACCAUUGACCUCUUGAGUUAUGACAAUGGAUAUUCUUUUCCAAAUGAAGGAUAUCCCUUGGAGACAACAAAAGUGCCAUCACUAACGUACUUCACAACCCCCUCAGUGACCACAGCGAGCAAAGGCAAAGAACUGAUUGUGUUUUUCAGUUUGCGUGUCACAAACAUGAUGUUCUCUGAAGAUCUUUUCAAUAAGAGCUCUACAGAAUACCGAUCAUUGGAAAACAGAUUUGUUGAACUGCUACUUCCAUAUCUACAGUCUAACCUAACAGGCUUUAAGCAGUUAGAGAUCCUUAACUUCAGAAAUGGAAGUGUGGUGGUCAACAGCAAGGUGAAAUUUGCCAAGUCUGUGCCGUACAACAUUACUCAGGCUGUCCAGCAUGUCUUGGAGGAUUUUUGUGAUGCUGCAGCCCAGCGUUUGGACAUAGAGAUUGACAGCCAUUCCCUAGACAUAGAACCAGCUGAUCAAGGAGACCCUUGCAAAUUUCUUGCCUGCAACGAGUUUUCGAAGUGCGUGGUGAACCUCUGGACAAAGGAAGCACAAUGUUUAUGUGACCCAGGCUACGUAACGGUGGAAGGACUGCCAUGUCAGAGCCUCUGUGUGGUUCAGCCUGAUUUCUGUCUCAAUGGAGGAGAGUGUGAGAUUGUACCAGGGCAUGGUGCCGCUUGCAGAUGUCCUGUAGGUAAAUUCUGGCAAUUUAUCGGGGAGAGAUGUGGAGAGCUGGUCUCCGUGUCAGUAGACCCCUUUCUUUCCCUAGUGUGCCUCGCGGGGGUGCUCGCCUUUCUUUAUGCCAUCAUUUCUCUCUUGUUAUCUAUGUGCAGGAUAUGUGUACGGACCAGAAAGACACUAACUCUAGUAGGCCGAGACCAGACCACCAUUCCAGGCCUGACGAGUUAAUCACAGAUGAUCUCCACAUUAUGAUACUGUCACUGAGAAGUGGGACGUGUCAUGCUGUCUUCCAAUGGUGCUUGUCCAGCCAUUAAAAGACGUUUAAAAAGACAUCCCAUGAUCCCACAACUCGUGAAGAUUGUAGAAUGAGUGGCCAAACAUCCUGAACAGAUGGAUAGCCAAGUUGAGUUGCUAUUAACAUGUUAUAAGUCGUUCUCAUGAGAACGUUAAGAAACGCAAAUGGAUUUCAGGUAGAGUGUUUUCACAAGGCAGAAAUGAUUAAGAGUUUCCUCACAAUGAGGAAAUUGUUUUUGUCUGAUCAUGAAAAAUACACGGUUAAAAUGUUCUCAUAGUUUGGAACAUAAUUGUUUUGAUGUGUAAUAACUAUAAAUGGUCUUACAUGCAUAGUGAAUACAUUUUCUUUUUUGUCUUUUAGAAUGGUUGUCUUGAGAAAAAGAGAACUUUGUUGCAAACAUUCUUUGAUUGAAUAUUAAAUAGCACCAAACAUAAAAUAAAGAGUGCUGCAAAAAAUUA
This is a messenger RNA of Pimephales promelas (fathead minnow), 5250 nucleotides long. NCBI's taxonomy places the organism in Eukaryota, Metazoa, Chordata, Actinopteri, Cypriniformes, Leuciscidae. The record is from RefSeq and is a predicted model, not a curated record.